Messenger RNA from Dovyalis caffra, 225 nucleotides. The record is from the annotation of a GenBank genome assembly. Lineage: Eukaryota; Viridiplantae; Streptophyta; Magnoliopsida; Malpighiales; Salicaceae.
AUGAAGCAGCGUGAGAGCCUUAAUUCCCCAUCUGGAGGCUGUGAUAAAGCUUGUGGAAUGGUAAAACAUGGAACUCCUGAUGUAGAUACCCAUCCUACAACCAUUGAUGCCAAUGCCUCCUGUUUCAUGGCGGCCAACAGUGACCCUUGUCUUGAGUUGCCAACACCCAUGCCAUCAUCUCCUGUUGGCGCAAGAAAGGAAAGGAAGAUCGUUGUUCGAUCUUAG